This is a messenger RNA of Morchella sextelata, 834 nucleotides long. RefSeq lists its product as uncharacterized. The record is from RefSeq and is a predicted model, not a curated record. The transcript has a single exon. Lineage: Eukaryota; Fungi; Ascomycota; Pezizomycetes; Pezizales; Morchellaceae. The coding region runs from base 1 to 834 and encodes 277 amino acids.
AUGACCUCUCCCCCCGCUCCCGCCCCCGACCACUGGUCCUCCGCCUCAUACACCCUCACCGCCCCCUUCGUCCCCCUCCUCACCACCCGCCUCACCGCCCUCCUCGCCCCCCUCCCCACCGACACAAUCCUCGACCUCGGCUGCGGCGACGGCGUCCUCACCGCCCAGCUCUCCCACCAAUGCAAACACAUCGUCGGCCUCGACGCCUCCCCGUCCAUGCUCGCCACCGCGCAGCAGCAGUACUCGACGAGCAACACGACCUACGAGCACCUCGACUGCCGCUACCUCAAAGCCUUCGCGCAGCGCCACGAGCAGCGCUACACCAAGAUCUUCUCCAACGCCGCCCUCCACUGGAUCCUCCGCGACCCGGAGACACGAGCGGAUGUGUUCCGCGGCGCGUUCGAGCUGUUGCAGCCCGGGGGUGUGUUUGUCGCGGAAACCGGCGCGCACGGUAACGUGGCGGAGGUGCACACGGCGCUCAUCAGCGCGCUGGUGCACCGCGGGGUUGAUGUUGGGGCGGCGGUUGCGGCGUCUCCGUGGUACUUCCCGACGGAGGAGGGGGUGCGGGCGUUGUUGGUUGGUGCCGGAUUUGCCGUUGAGGCUGUGGAGACGGAGUUGCGGCAGACGGUGCUGACGGAGGUGGAGGGCGGGGGCGUGGAGGGGUGGGUGAGGUUGUUUGGGGAGAGCUUUUUGAAGGCCGUGGGGGAGGGGGAGAGGGAGGCGGUGGUGAGGGAGGUUGUGAGGGUGUUGGAGGCGGUGGGGAGGAGGGAGGAGGGUGCGAUGGCGGUGAAUUAUGUGAGGUUGAGGUUUGUGGCGAGGAGGCCGGUUGAGUAG